This is a messenger RNA of Colletotrichum graminicola M1.001, 1089 nucleotides long. Its product is annotated as glycosyl hydrolase family 28. The transcript is spliced from 2 exons. Gene Ontology annotation, biological process: pectin catabolic process. Gene Ontology annotation, molecular function: polygalacturonase activity. The record is from RefSeq and is a predicted model, not a curated record. Gene Ontology annotation, cellular component: extracellular region. The coding region runs from base 1 to 1089 and encodes 362 amino acids. Lineage: Eukaryota; Fungi; Ascomycota; Sordariomycetes; Glomerellales; Glomerellaceae.
AUGGUUUCUUCCCUUCUCGCUCUCGGCGCCUUGGUCGCCUCCGCCGUUGCUGCUCCCCUCGAUGCCCUUGCCAACUGUACUUUCACCGAUGCGGCCUCGGCCAUCAAGGGCAAGAAUAGUUGCCAAACCAUCGUCCUCAAGGACAUUGCCGUGCCCGCCGGUACCACUCUUGACAUGACGGGCCUCAAGUCCGGCACCCACGUUACUUUCCAAGGCAAUACCACCUUUGGCUACACACUGUGGACGGGCCCCCUCAUCUCCUUCUCCGGCUCCAACAUCAUCAUUGACGGCACCAGCGACCACGUCAUCGACUGCCAGGGCCAGCGCUGGUGGGACGGCAAGGGGGGCAACGGCGGCAAGGUCAAGCCCAAGUUCUUCUCGGCCCAGAGCCUCAAGAACUCCAUCAUCAGGGGCAUCAACGUCCUGAACACCCCCGUCCAGGCCUUCUCUAUCAACAGCGUCACCAACCUCAGCGUCUACGACGUCACCCUCGACAACUCCCUCGGCGACACCCAGGGCGGCCACAACACCGACGCGUUCGACGUCGGCUCCUCCAACGGCGUCUACAUCUCCGGCGCCGUCGUCAAGAACCAGGACGACUGCCUCGCCAUCAACUCGGGCACCAACAUCACCUUCACCGGCGGCGACUGCUCCGGCGGCCACGGCCUCUCCAUCGGCUCCGUCGGCGGCCACAGCAGCAACGUCGUCGACACCGUCCUCAUCUCCAACUCCAGGAUCUCCAACUCGGCCAACGGCGUCCGCGUCAAGACGGUCUACCGCGCCACCGGCUCCGUCUCCAACGUCCAGUACAAGGACAUCGCCCUGUCCAACAUCGCCAACUACGGCAUCGUUGUCGAGCAGGACUACGAGAACGGCAAGCCAACCGGUCACCCCACCGACGGCGUCCCCAUCACCAACCUCACCCUCAGCAACGUCACCGGCACCGUCGCCUCCUCCGCCAUCGACGUCUACAUCCUCUGCGCCACCGGCGCCUGCAGCGACUGGACGUGGACCAACGUCAGCGUCACUGGCGGCAUAAGCUACCCCAACUGCACCGGCAUUCCCGAGGGCAGCGGCGCUGCUUGCUGA